Messenger RNA from Dinoponera quadriceps, 1084 nucleotides. RefSeq lists its product as uncharacterized. Bases 147 to 668 code for a protein of 173 amino acids. NCBI's taxonomy places the organism in Eukaryota, Metazoa, Arthropoda, Insecta, Hymenoptera, Formicidae. The transcript is spliced from 2 exons. The record is from RefSeq and is a predicted model, not a curated record.
GGUAGGGGUAAGCUUACUGACAAACUUGUUAAGGAUCUUAACCUUUACUACGGGUUCGCUAUAAGGCGCAAUAAUAACUCUUUAGAAGAAAUGAAAAAGACAUAUGGGCAACGUUUUUACAUAAAUCCUCGACCGAUUCUAAGCCAAUGCACGAAAACUGUCCGAAAGGGCCGGAAUCUUGGUGUCAGUGGCAAAAGGCUCGUGCGCUCGGGAAGCUUCAAGAUUUCAAACACGAACCUACACUACCAAAAGAAGUUUUAGACGCUAUCAAGCCUAUAUAUACCGAUCUCAGCCGUGAUGAUCUUCUAGAACGAUGCGUAGGUGCUUUCAAUCAAAAUAACAACGAAAGCUUCAACAAUAUUAUUUGGAAAUUCGCGCCGAAAUCUACGUUUAGUGGAGCCAAAACUGUACAAAUUGCAGCUAAUAUCGCUACUAUUAUAUUUAAUAAUGGUCAUACGGCUCUUCUCCGUGUGUUAGAACUCAUGGGAGUUCGCAUUGGAAUAAAUCUCUACGAUUAUUGUCAAAAAAUCGACGAAGAACGCAUAAAGUACGCGAAUCGUCAUACACGGGCUAACACGCACGAAGGAUGUUUGCAUGCCCAGCAAGUACUUCGAAGACAAACUAUGGAUGACGAAGAGCUGCUAUACGGUCCAGGGAUAGCAGACUAAUAAAAUAAAACACGACGCUCCGUUUUGCUGGAAUGCUGUCAACCACCCAAGGGUCAUUUAAAAAAGACGCAAUUUUAGAUUAGCUGCAGAAAAAACAAUGGCCGCCACAAAAAAAAAACAAAAAAAAUUUUUUCAUAUAAUUUAAACAUUCAUAAACAUAUGUGUAAAGUUACAUGUAAAUCGGUUAAUCCGUUUUUUUUAAAUAAAUAAAAUAAAAACCUUAUGAAAUAUCGCCGUUUACAGUGUUCGGGCCCCUUAACUGUUAUUGCCUGACCAGCCACAUUUUCGAAGAAGAAUGGUCCAAUGAUGCCUCAAACCCAAAAUCCGCACCAAACAGUGACACAUUGUAUGUAUAUAUAUAUACGAGGUCUGUUCAAAAAGUAUCGCGGAUUUUGAAUUUCCGCGGGUUACGUAUA